Rhineura floridana is the source of this 1832-nucleotide messenger RNA. RefSeq lists its product as uncharacterized. The record is from RefSeq and is a predicted model, not a curated record. The transcript is spliced from 7 exons. The coding region runs from base 94 to 939 and encodes 281 amino acids. NCBI's taxonomy places the organism in Eukaryota, Metazoa, Chordata, Lepidosauria, Squamata, Rhineuridae.
AGGAAAUGGAAGUGAAAAAAGCGGAACGGCUGUUUUCUCAAUUGUGUUCAUGAGGCUUUGCAUUAGACACUCCACAGCAGCAAACUAGAGUAAAUGAAGGCCCCUGUGGGGUGGCUUUGGAUCGUGGCCCUCUUUCCUUUGCCAGCCCUGCAAACAGAGGAACCAGAAUAUCCCUCCAAAGUUGGCCAAACGAAACGUCUCCAAGAAAUGCAAGAUGAGUUUGUCAACCAGACGCUGCAGCAUGACGAGACUUACAGGAUGUGGGUAACUCAUAACGUCACAGAUUCCUCAAGGGGAGUCUGGGAAAACAUCACUACACCAGCUUACGCCACCGUAAAGAGCAGCACUGCGUAUCAAGCCAGAAGGCUGCCAAAGCCAGACAUCACCAUCCACUCCGUGAAUGGGACCUGCAAUGUCACCUUGGAGUGUGCCAUAACAGAAUGGGGAGUAGAGGAUGUAACUUACGCCUGGUCAAAUUCUGAAAUUGGGGUGGUUCUCUCUGAGGAGCCAUCUCUGCGUGUCACUCAGAAGCCCCUAGACGGCUCUUUGGACUACACGUGCACCGUACGGAACAAGGACAGCAAAAACACCAGCACAGUUUCUCUGAGGGAUCACUGCCAUGACCCUUUGUCCGCUGAUCGAGGAGCGCUAGCAUCCGUGUAUGCGAAAUACCUGAUCCCACUUUUGAUCGUUCUUGUGGUGCUGGUCAUCCUGUUCCUCAUGUACAGGCGGAAGAGAGGAAGAGGAAGCCGCAGCAGGACAGUAUCCAUCAAUGAAUCAUCAGACUCCGACUACCUUAUUGUGGAACAGGCAGCACAGCUGAACUUGCUUUCUGAGGUCUUCAAGCCAACUGGUGAGGGCCCCCCAGAAAUGACACAAGCAUCAAACGAUGACGAGGCUUUGAGCGUGCAAGACCACCGACCCCUAAGUCAAGCAUGAUGUCUGUUUCAAAUUCUUGGUCCAGACCUUUACAUCUCUUAAGAGAGAGUUGAGGUAAUGGGGCUGGCAAAGACCCUUUGGCCAAACUCCUUGGAGAGCUGCUACGAGUCAUGUAGGUAAUAUCAGACUAAAUGGACCAACUCACAAUAAAGGCAGCUCCUUAAUUAUUCAGUCCGCAGAUAUGCAGGCAAAAUGUAGGGGGGGGGAUACUGAUUCUCUCUCUGUGUGUGGGGUUCAACAUCAGUACUUACGUAGGGCGUUCUCCAACUUGCCGAAUGCAGGGCUGGUGCACCCAUAGGCUGCAGGAACCAACCCCUUUCCAUCCCUCAGUGUGCAGUACACCUCUGAAUACCAGUUGUUAGGAAUCACAAAUGGGGAGAGGACUGUUGGGGUCAGGUUCAGCUUGCUGGCUUCCCAGAGGCAUCUGUGUCAACAGGAUGCUGGACUAGAGCCAUUGGCCGGAUCCAGCAGGCUCUUCUUACAUUCCUAAUUAUGUUUUUCAAGCGUAGCUUUAGCCAUAAGAACAAACACCCUCUUGAAUUUUAAAAAUCUGUACAGGACAAGCUGUUGCAGAGUAAGCAAUCUUAGGAACAAGGACCAGAGCUCAGCAACGUGCGAGAGUGGAUGCUCAGGCACCGCAGUCAAGGUAUUUACCAGCGUGGCCACCGGAGGGUGCUAUGGAGAAACAUACAGUACACAAUCAGAUUCUUUUGUGUUUCAAGCAACUGAUUUUUAAAGACCCACAAAUUUGUUUGCUGACAGCCUUUUUAGACCAAUACUAACUUUCUCUAUUGUUUUUUAUUUUUUGCUGGCAGCCUGGCAUUACUUUUUGCUUUAGUUCAAUAGAUCUGCACCUAUGGCUCAGAGUUCUCCCCCACCCCCAAUGCUUUUAU